GUCACCCCGCCCCCAAGACCAUGAGUAAAAUUGGUCAACAGAUGGCGCCCUCUUCAUUGGAAAGCCGUGGCCAAGAUGACCAAGGGUACAUCAAGUUUUGGUAAGCGGCACAACAAGACCCACACCUUCUGUCGUCGGUGUGGGCGCCGUAGCUACCACAUUCAGAAGAAAAGAUGCGCUAGCUGUGGCUAUCCAGCAAAAAAAAUACGCAGUUAUAACUGGAGUGAGAAGGCAAAGAGAAGAAAGACAACCGGUACCGGGCGUAUGCGUUACCUCAAGGUUGUGCACAGGAGGUUCAAGAAUGGUUUCCGUGAGGGAACGAAGCCCAAGCCUAAGCAGAGAGGAGGUGCAGCAGCCGGUGCUGCUAAACCGUAGACUCGUACCCAUCACUUCAUGUCAGAUCACCAACCAUCACAACCAGAUAACAGUUCUAAACAAGCGGAGUCGUCCAAAACACGCAUUAUAUUCUGAUCAGCACAAAACUCGAGCCAACAGUGUUAUUUUGUAGACUUAACACCGCAAAUAUGGCCAGUGGCUAUUAUUGUACCUAAGUUGAGAUUUGUCGCUGUGACUGGUCAGAGAAACAUGCUCUUUACAGAGUUGCAAAUAAAUAGUUGAUGUACAAGGUUAA
Molecule: messenger RNA, 631 nt
Organism: Asterias rubens (European starfish)
Lineage: Eukaryota; Metazoa; Echinodermata; Asteroidea; Forcipulatida; Asteriidae
Product: probable 60S ribosomal protein L37-A
Exons: 4
Coding region: 76-375 (99 amino acids)
Biological process (GO): translation
Cellular component (GO): ribosome; cytosolic large ribosomal subunit
Molecular function (GO): RNA binding; structural constituent of ribosome
Source: RefSeq, a predicted model, not a curated record